Messenger RNA from Heterobilharzia americana, 1986 nucleotides. The record is from the annotation of a GenBank genome assembly. NCBI's taxonomy places the organism in Eukaryota, Metazoa, Platyhelminthes, Trematoda, Strigeidida, Schistosomatidae.
UUUCAAUUCAAGGAUUUAUUAAAACAAUAAAUUUCUUCUUAAGAACAGUUAAACAAUCUCUCCUCCUAGACCGUUGUAUUUGUGUGUAUGCUGAAUGUUGAUAGUAUUGGACAGUUGACAAACGCUACAAAUUGUGUAGAUGCUAAUAACAGUAUCGACUGAUUACAUCGCACAUGACAAGUGUGAACCAUCCUUGAAGAUACUGUACGUUUUGAUGCACUUUUAAAAGAAGAAAACUAUGGAUAUCAACUUGAACGACUUGAUCACCUUUUUUAAUGUCGUUAUAAGAUUUCUGAUCAUACAAAUGCUAUGGAUAGGCACCGGAGCGUGGAAUGAACGAUUACUUCUUACUGAAAAGGAAAUAAAUGGACUACCGAAUUUAUGUCUGCAGGGCAGACAUCAAUCUCCAAUCAAUAUUGUGACCAGCAAUCUUGUAUAUGAUCAUUCCUUACCUGUUAUUGAAAUAGAAGGACUAGAAAAGCAACUUGAGUUGAUCGUUGAAAAUUGUGGAUAUGAUAUACGCAUUAGCUUGACUAGUGAAUCUGUGCAACUGAAUGGCGGUCCAUUUUCUUACACUUAUCAAAUUGCCUUUAUGCAAAUUAAAUUUGGAUCAACAUCAAAUCAAGGAUCAGAACACAUGAUAGAUGGUAAAUCUUUUCCAGGAGAAUUACAAAUUUAUGCAUUCAACAGUGACUUAUAUCACAACUUUUCAUAUGCAUCUUAUCGUCCUAAUGGAAUCCUUGCUCUCAGUGUUUUCUUUAAACUUGGGAAUAUGACAAACAAAGACCUUCUAGGAGUUGUCGCUGCAGCUGAACAAACCAUUUUCAAAGGGGAAACAUCCCAGUUGAAAGGUCUUGAACUACGAUCGCUAUUGACAUCAACUCAUGAGUUCAUGACCUAUGAAGGUUCAUUACCAUUUCCUCCAUGUCAAGAAACAGUAACCUGGAUUAUACUCAAUCAUCCAAUAAUUAUUAGUGAAACUGAAUUAAAAACUCUCCGACGACUACGUGUUGCGCAUACAUUGUGGUCAGGAUCAAUGGCUGACAAUUUUCGACCAAUUCAAGCUACUAACAACCGAUCAGUUCGUACGAAUAUUAAUUUUCAUAGUUCGAAUGAAGCAUGUGAUGUACGAAAACAAGUUUCCUACACUGCAAAUAUUGCACAAGUAUGAAGUGAACAACGGUGAGAAAUGAAAUUGAAAGCAAUUAAACCAAUUCAUCUACUUCUCCUAAAUAUACUGAAAAAAAAAAUCAGGGAAACCACUCAAUCAUGUAUAAAUAGUUUUUUUAAAAGGAACUUCGGAAACAUUUUCCUUUGUUAACCUAAAACAACAAUAAUAGUACAUUUCUAUUUGUAUCCUACUCAUUUUUCAUUAUGAUUUUAAAUUCUCCUUUGUAUACAUCCAUCUUUAUAGAUACUCUCAAGAAGAGUGUAUUUGUAAAUCCUUCCACAAAAAUUACUAGAGGCGAUGUAAUAGUAUGAAGGAAACAAUCAAUAUAUUAAAUGCAGGCAUGUCAAAAUAAGAACAAUGAUUUCUCCUUUCCGUUUCAUCUUUAUUAUCUUCUGAUUGUUUACAAAAUAUCUUUAUAAUUUACAGGGUUAUCUUUUAAGACUAUUGGUAUCAUCAUCAUCCUUAUCAUUGAUUUUACCUCCUCACUGAAAAUAUAUAUCAACACACAUCAAGGAUAUUUAGUUUUAAAGAGAAGUAGUUUAUCCUUAUAUAGAUCUUUAGUGAUGACGAUAUGAUGGAGAUGACUACGAUAACGACAUUAGCAACAAAAUAGUCAACUGUUUCAGAAAAACAUCAUGAAGUUGAAGAAUUUACCACACUUGGUACCACCACUCUUCAAAGUUCAAUGUUUUAAUGACAACUAGAUCAUUUUGGUUAAGUUUUAGUUCAUCUGAAUAUUUAUAUUUUUACUAUAAAACUUUGAAUCUCGAAAGUUUUAUGAUGUCAUCUCGAUAUGUUUUAAAACGAAAUAAAGG